CAGGCCCCGUAGGAAAUGUCCCCAGGAAGGUGGUCCUUGCCUCUCUCUGGCCAUAAGUCCUUUUUCUACCCACCUCCAGCCCCAGCCACUGAUGUAACUGGUGCCAGGACAGCAUUGUCCUCCCUCCCACACCCACCCCGCCUCAUAGACCCAUCACCAUGGGAACCGGGCCAGCCAAUCAGAACACUGCCCUUUGAAAGGCCACCUUAUAAAUUGAGCCGCCUCUCCCCCCAGACAAACCACACCCACCAUUCAGAGGCCUCCCAGGGUCCCCUCCCCCUGGAUAAACCAGAUCCUCUGUCCCUCACUUUCCUCCAGGGUACAACAGGGCAGUCUGCUGCUUGGAAUGCUCAGGACCAAGCUCCAGGCCUCCCAUCCCCCAGCUUAGAGCCCCAGUCACCCGCGUGGCCACACCAUGACGCAGGAGCCACUCAGGGGCCCCUGAGACUUCCGGGCAGCAACCUGGGAAACGCGUGGAGAAGGGAGAGCGACUUGCUGAGCCCGCGACAGUCCAGCCUGGGGACAUGCGGGGACAGUGACACCAGCCUGUUGGACAGCGGGUAUGCAGGGGAUGAGGAGAACAGUGAGGUCAGCCUGGUGGCCAAGAGACACAUCGUGAGGUUGCACAGAAGUCUCAACACCCAGACAGACAGCGCCCAGAGCAGCCAGCUGUGUGCCACCUACUCUCCCAGCCAGAUAAGGAGGCAGCCGGGCGCACAGAGCAGACCAGGCUGGAGGGGAAGAGUGACACCAGCCUGCCCAGCAGCGGCAUCGGCAGCGGGGCCAGCAGCCUGACCAGCAUGAGCUUCAUCAGUCUGGGCAGCAGCGCCCUCAACUACCAGGUGAGUAGCGGGCUGUUCAGUUCCACCAGCAGCCUUCCCUCCAGCCAGGCCAGCAGCCGCCAGGGCACGCGGGAGGACGGCGGCGUGCAGACCGGGGUGAAAAGUAACACCAGUCUGCAGGAGGACGGGGCCGGAGGCAAGGCCAAGGCCAGCGACCAAGGUCGGGGGCAAGGCCAAAGCCAGGCCACCGAGGGCGAGCAGCCUGCCCAGACGUGCGUGCCUGCAUGAGAAGGCUCACCGGCCACUAGGGUCUUGAAAACUGGACGUGAACCCCCAGCAAGCCUGGACUUUACCCAGAGCGGUUACGGCCAAGCAGACGCCUUUAAAAAGCACCCAGUGCGUCUGAACCUUGGGUGGAGAGCCCCGUUUGUAGCAACGACUGUCGGUGGCAGGGUGACGCGUAGCAAGAACUGUGGAAGGUAAGCACCACCUGCGGUGACCGUCAGCGAUCAACGGCACGACCGUCUACUCUGAAGCUGCAGCAGGAUCCUGGGGGGCUGGGUCUACCCUCCACUGCGAGCCCCAGCGACGAGCCACCUCUAACAGGAUCCGUCAGUGGCAAAACCGUCUGUAUGGAGAACCGUCACGGCGGGAUCGCCAGCCAAAACUCAUCAGUGGGGACGAUUGCGGUCAGCAGCAAAUGCCAGCUCUGUUUUAGAACCAUCUGAUGUCAGAACCUCCCCUGGAGAAACCGUGCGAAGUGGUGAGCACCGUCUACGGUCAACACCAACCGUGAUGAGCUCAGGAGAAGCAAGCACCAGCCGCGGCUGGGACCGUCCGCGUCGGGAGCCAGCCGAAGGAAGCACCAUCGACGGGAAACCACAACCCUGGGGAGCCGGAUCCCUACCAAGCUCUGCAAGAUGUGCUGCCUGCGAGAGCCAGAGAGGCUCCGGACGGGGCUCCCUGAGGCCCCGUCCCUGUCUCGAUGUGCAUCUCCAAGGAGAUAGAGGCGAGAAAGGAGCCCAGACACCACCUCGGUUGAGAUGCUUGGGACUGCUUCCUAUGACAGGACAAUGCCACGGUCAAUGCUUAACGGUGACAGAAACCAACCCAGCCAAGCAUGGCUGGGAUGAGACAGCUCUGAGCCGUUUAGCAAAAGUCUCCUGGACGGGUGGGAGGGCUGAGGACGCUCGCCUGCCCCUUCUCAGGACCAUAAAGCCCUUCCCCGGGGGGCUGACCGUGAAAACCCUGGGGAGGGAGCGUGUCCACGGAGGGGCGGAGGUCAGAACACUCACGAAGACAUCCACUAGGUACCAGAAGGAAAGCUGAGGGGGCACCAGAGACAAUAAAAAGUGUCUGGAGAGGCUGAAA
This is a messenger RNA of Felis catus (domestic cat), 2153 nucleotides long. RefSeq names its product chromosome E3 C16orf82 homolog (gene CE3H16orf82). The record is from RefSeq and is a predicted model, not a curated record. NCBI's taxonomy places the organism in Eukaryota, Metazoa, Chordata, Mammalia, Carnivora, Felidae. The transcript has a single exon. The coding region runs from base 16 to 795 and encodes 259 amino acids.